AUGUCUCGACGACAGGCCAGAACUUCCGUGCGCUUCAGCACCUACAGCAUGACGCCGUCCUUUACACCUACUGUCCAGACCUCUGACACGGCCCAGGCGGAGAUCAGCGAUAUUGCCUUGAACCUCGACCGCAUGGAGAAUAAGGCACUAUCCUCGCAACGGGUCAUGCUCAGUGACGAGAAGACAGACAAUAUGAGCAAGCUGGCUCUGGGUGCCAAACUCGACCGUGCCUUGGGACGACGCAUGAGUGGACAGGAUGCUGUUAUGCGCCCGCGCCGCAACGUCUCCGUCAGCGUUACCAUGAGUGAGAAGAAGGCACUAAGCGAGAGAGCAUAA
Messenger RNA from Metarhizium brunneum ARSEF 3297, 336 nucleotides. RefSeq lists its product as uncharacterized. NCBI's taxonomy places the organism in Eukaryota, Fungi, Ascomycota, Sordariomycetes, Hypocreales, Clavicipitaceae. The record is from RefSeq and is a predicted model, not a curated record.